ACCACUUGUGGCUUUCAAUAAACAAGCAUUACACAACAAAAACAACUGCACGAGACUGAGCUUCGAAGGUCGUCUUAAAAUUCUGUAUAGUGGCCAUUAUUUAAAAAAAUCCAUCAUGCCAGAAGGUCCUGAGCUACAUUUGGCCAGUAGAUUCGUAAAUCAAUCCUGCAUUGGGCGCAUUUUCAGUGGGAAAAUUGAUAAGAACCCGGUGCACAAGUGCAGCGACAUUGAAUUCGACGCGACAGAGUACACCAUCGCCGCGGCUUCCCGGGGGAAGGAGAUGCAGCUUACGCUAACAAAGCUCGACCGUGUCAACAUUGGAAAAUCGGAAAGUAGCGAUGGCGGUGGCGACAAGAAAAAGAAAACGCCAAGAGGAAGGAAGAAGACCAUAGCCCAGGAUCAGGACGAGACAGAUGAUAAGAAGAAAUUAAAGAUUCCCGAGACACUAAAAAUCCUAUUCCGAUUUGGGAUGUCUGGAAACUUCCAAUUUACCACACUGGACGAUAUCCACAAGCACGCCCAUUUGAAAUUCUACACGAAUGAUAAACCUCUAAUGGUCUUGAGUUAUGUUGAUAUUCGCAGAUUUGGACGUUGGGAGGUUGGUGCGGAUUGGUCUAAAAAUCGUGGUCCUGAUCCAAUGUUUGAGUACCAAGCAUUCAGGUCUAAAGUGGUGGAGAACAUCAACAAAGCAGCUUUUGAUCAGCCAAUCUGUGAAACUAUGCUAAAUCAGAAAUUCUUCAAUGGAAUUGGCAACUAUCUAAGAGCAGAAAUUCUCUACAGGUUGCGUAUCCCUCCGUUUGAGAAAGCAAGAACUGUGCUGGAAGGACUGAGUGCUGAACCACCUGAUGUGAAACCAAUGAAGGGCGGAGCAAAGAAAGGAGAGCAACCAGAUUUACUCCAUCUGUGUCACACAGUGCCUCUUGAGGUUAUUGCUAUAGGUGCUGGUGGAUACACGGCCGAUGGUAAAGCAUCCGACUACUCUGAUUUCAUGAAAUGGCUUCAGUGUUACUAUCAGGAUGGGAUGAAGAACAUGGUAGAUCAUAAUGCUAGGACCAUCUGGUUUUCAGGACCACCAGGACCAAUGACACCUAAAGAUGAAAAAUCUCGGAACAUCAGAAGUCCAAAGAAACGUCCAAAGGCUACUGACACUGACAAUGUACAAACUAAAGUGAAGUCAAAAAGGAAAGAAGGGUCUGACAUUGAUGUCCCCCAAAAGAGCAGUAAGAGACCAUCAAAGCGCAAAUCGACCGCUACCUCUGCAACGGAAGCUGUACCCAAAGCCCCACGACCAUCACAGAAGAGGAGAAAUUCAAGUAAAGAGGCAAGCGGUGAGAAAAGCGAGGAGAGUCAGAAAGAAAAAAGUAAGAAGGGGAAAGGAACUUCAAAAAGUGUGCAAUCUGGAAAAGAGUUGAAGAAGAAAGCUAGUGUGAAGGGCCGCAAGAAAGGUAAAAUACACGCACAAGUUAGAGAGGAUGAAAAGACAGAGAUCGUCGAACAGAAUGGAGAUACAAGCAAGAGAGGAAAAGGUCCGCAGAGAAUAAGUAGGAGAUCAGCAAAGCAGAAAUGAUUUGUUCUGCCUAAAGGAAACAUAUUCACAUUCUUCAGUACUGAGUCAAGUUUAUUGGAGAUAUUGGACGUCAUUUAAUAAAUCAAGAUCAUUAUGCAACGAUGGCGGUUAUUUCCAAACGGGUAAAGUAGAUGCCUAUAGAGGGCACAUUGAUGGUCUAUGCUUUCUUCCACAUUCGUAUUAUUUUUGUAUUAGCCAAGUCAAGGAUCACAUUCAAAUUUCGUUGAAUUUACAAUAUGGUGCGUCACCGCAUCAGUUGCCGCGAUCAGGCCAAAUUUCUAACUUUGGGGUCGACAUCGCACGCAGGUGCAGGCAGCGCACAGUGCUAGUGCUUCAAAAAUGAAAACCAUAUGGCAAGAAUUCGCCAAAAACGGUCUAAAUUUCGCAAAGAAAUAUGCAGGCAAAUUUCUCUCCUACAUCCUGGACCCUAGUAAACAGCAUAUCCGCCUGAGCCGCGUCGGCCAAUGCAGAAUAAUCGCAUGCAUGCAUUUACUUUUGUACUAUCAGCACGCUCAACAGAUGUCUACUUUUUCCCAUGAGCAUUGCAAAUUUUGGCCUGUCCGCUGCAACUGAUAGAUGGCGCAUCAUAUUGUGAAUCCACCAAAUUAAAAGUUACAUGGGAGUAACUAUGGUCCUGGUGAUGACAGUUUGAAUACAAAUUUCUUAAAUACAAUCAUUUUUUUUUUGGCAAGUCUACCUGACAAUCGUGUUCAAAUCUUUUAACCUUUUUCCACUUGGCAAAUAUUUCUGUUCACCAAACCAAGCACUUAGAUCACAUGUAUUCUAAAUAAAAAUUAUAUGUGCAUGGAAACAUUUGGUAAGAACUAUAGAUAUGGGCCUCAUGGUGGCAGUAAUGAAUUUAAACAUUACAUUUGUUUUUUAAUGCAAUGCUAUCAUAAAUCUCGUAAAGGCAGUGUUAUUAUCAUUAAUCAGUAUAAUGCUAAUCCCUCAAAUUACACCGAGCAGGGUGCUAUAUAAGCACUUGCCCGAUUGCCCGGGGCAAGUAAAAGUUAGAGUCGGGCAAGUGUUUUGAAGUAAAGACCAAAACUACUUGCCCGAAUUGGGCAAGCAAAAUUCUCACAGUAAAAUGACAAAAAUUAGGGUUGAUAACCCAAUCUUUGGUCAUGGCAGGCAAGAUAAAAUUACUUUGGAAAAAGAAAUGCAAUAACAAGGUAGAUCAGUUCAUGUCAAAAGAGAAAAAAGGUCAAUCGUUUAUAAAACCGCAAUACAUGUCCUUUCUUUUCAAGAGGUAAAACUUUCAGGAUUUUUUCGGGCAAGUGAAAUAGAUUUUCAGGCAAGUAUAUUAUAACUAUUUUGAAAUUAACUUUCCUGACUGGGCAAGUGCUUCUAAAAAGUUAUGGAGCACCCUGCACCAAGUUAGAUGUAAUGAUGGUCAUCUGCACGUGUACUCAUAUAAUACUUUCACCUUGACAUAAACUCAGUUUUAUAGACAUCGAUGUCUCAUUCUACCCCAUUUGUUUAUCAAGUCUGCCAGACAAUCAUGUUCAAAUCUUGUUACUGUUUUGGCCAUAAUUGGGGACAUUCGGGUGAAUUUAUACUUGCAUACUAUAGGAUAGAGAAGGCCUUAUAUUUUGCUCUUUUUUUAUUAAUUUUUUUAUUCAUACUAAUUAUACUAAUGUUAUUUCGUGUGUGAUAAUACAAAAAAUAACCUCAGUAAUAGUAGUCAGGAAAGUGUUUGAGUGUAUUAUGAAAUAAAUUGUUACCAUUUUGAUUUUUAACGUCAAAAGUCAUGGAUGGAAUAGAUGGAAAAUUAAUCAUUGUGUCUACCUCAGAUAUUUUGCAUUAAGAUACAUGUACUUAAGGGCUUGUAGUCAUUGGCAUGAUACUACAUGUAUGUGUACAUGCCUGGCAGUUGUAUGUUUGUGGUUUGUUUACUGUAUUAAAGAUAUUUUUGUACUGUAGUAUACUUACAUUAUAGACACAUUGUUAUCACUAGAUUGCUGGCAUCUAUGUUUGUCGUUUUAUAGUAUAAGACUCUGAAUUACAUGCAUAGAGUAGUAGAGAUGUAAAGUUUUACCAAUUAGGUUAAUAGUAUGUUCUUAAUGUUUUAAUGUUGUAGCUAUUAGAAAAUGUCAUUUGAAAAAUAUGUACUUCAUAUCUCUGAUAAGUACUAGCAGGAGACUAUAUGUUAACUGCAUGGUGUGUGAUUGUAUGAAUACUUUUUGUUGUAAAUUGCCUCUUGGUCUACACACACUUUGUCAACUUUUUCUUUGGUCUCAUCCGACAUACAUGUAGUCUAUCUUGUUCAUCUACAGCCAGUUUGUUGGUACUAUCAACUCUUCGAUCUAAUUGCCACUUAGUCCAUUUGCCAUUAGUCUAAUUUCCAGUUGGGCUACAUAUUUUGCCAAGCAUCCACCUGGGGUUCGUUUCAUGAAACUUGUUAUGGACUAAAAACAACGUUGCAGUAAUAGUUAAAUGCUACUGAAAUCCUUGAAUCUGAUUGGCUGAAAGUAAAUUUGUUAUAGAAACUGAGCAUUUGUUGUUAUAACAAGCCUUUAUGAAACGGGACCCUGGCCUAACACCACUUAGCCUAUGCGAGUAUAAACUGCUUAUUAUCCACAUUUUCACUUUUCAAAGUGUAAAGAUUAUCUGAGCAUUGGACUGAAAGGCGGAGCAUACUCGGGGCUGAAAAUAAUUAUAUCCAGAUGAAUAGAGUAAAAUUCAUAAUACUAGAAACCUGAUGAAUUCAAAUCUAAUAAUAUAUCUGUAAAGCGCUUAGAGACAUAGUUCCGCUGUGUUAAGCGCUGUAUACAUGUAAAUGCGGAAUAUUAUUACUAAUUUUCAGUUACAUCUUUUCCAAUGUCCACAAUCGGAGGUGCGCUGCCCCCCCCCCUGGCCCUAUUCUGCAGGCACAGACCCUUGCUUUUUACAAUUCACUUAGUGCAUGGUGCAGAGUCUGACGUAGUAAGACUAGGUUCACAAUUUACUGUGAAUGUUACCUGAAACAGACGAGAGAGUUCAGAGUCUAGUCUUAACUCUAGACAUGGUUUUGGUGUCAAAAAUAAGACUGCUUGCAGACAACCCUAUCCCUUCUUAAUUUUUUUUUCUAGGAAAUGUGCCAUUACAUUUAUUUGCUAUUCUGGAGCAAGUUGCUGAAAUGUGUAUUUUAACUUCAGUUUCCUUUACAUAAGGAUACAAAUAGAAUACUAGUAUUAAAGGCAAAAGAGAAAGCAACAUCAAGAUACAUGAGGAACUGUAGUUCUUCUUCCAUUAGAUACUUGUAAAAAAGAAGAAAAAAAAGAAAUACAAAUAAUACAUGACCAUACGAGCCAUAAUAAGCUGCACAUAUAGAUUUAUAUUUGCCAAGUCUUACAUUUUGUUUGUCUAUAUUUCAGCCUGUUUUGUCCUCAUAAGUAUGACCAUUAUGUAUACUUUCCCACAAGUGCUAGCAUCAUAUGGCAUUUUACUUCGCUACAGUUGCGAUGAUCUAACAUUUAAGUUGCUUACUUAAAAAAAUCAUGCGCCAUUUUCUCAUUUUACGGUUAUACAUUUAGAUUUACGUAUCAAAUCUACAGUAUUUUAUGAUAUCUUUUAAUGAGAUAUUGUGUACAGACUUCUGUUUUGUACUAUUUUUUACAUUUGAUGAAAAUAAAUGAAUUCUAUACAACAAAAUGAAAUAUUUCAUAAUGAAUCUUAUGUGCACCCUAAAUAAAAGAGUUCUGGAGCCUCUAACAUCAAAAUAUACAAUCAAUUUUAAAGUUAUUAUAAAUAUAGCAACAUGAUCUAAAUAUUACAA
Molecule: messenger RNA, 5324 nt
Organism: Lytechinus pictus (painted urchin)
Lineage: Eukaryota; Metazoa; Echinodermata; Echinoidea; Temnopleuroida; Toxopneustidae
Product: endonuclease 8-like 1
Exons: 6
Coding region: 116-1567 (483 amino acids)
Biological process (GO): base-excision repair
Cellular component (GO): nucleus
Molecular function (GO): zinc ion binding; DNA-(apurinic or apyrimidinic site) endonuclease activity; nucleic acid binding
Source: RefSeq, a predicted model, not a curated record